Spirometra erinaceieuropaei is the source of this 753-nucleotide messenger RNA. The record is from the annotation of a GenBank genome assembly. Lineage: Eukaryota; Metazoa; Platyhelminthes; Cestoda; Diphyllobothriidea; Diphyllobothriidae.
AUGGUGAACUUUUAUCACCGGUUUCUCCCGAACUGUGCCGACACCAUCCUACCUCUUACCAGUCUCCUCCCAGGUUCUAAGCGCACCAUUGAACUUACACCAGCAGCACUCACGUCAUUUGAGCAGGUAAAAGCCCUUUUGGUUGAUGCCACCGUCCUGACUCACUUUUAUGCCGAUGCACCCAUAUCUCUGAUGGUCGAUGCCUCCAAUGUUGCUGUUGGCGCGGUUCUUCAAAAAAGUCUGCCAGUUUCUACCGUGCCUUUGGCUUUCUUCUCCAAGAAACUAUCCAAGGCCGAAACCCGCUACAGCUCAUUCCGACGUGAACUCCUCGCCGCUUAUCUUGCCGUAAGGCACUUCCGGCAUUUACUCGAAGGUCGAGAGUUCACAAUUUUCACAGAGCAUAAGCCACUCACGUUUGCAAUGUAUUCCCACUCUGACAAGCUAAGUCCCCAGGAGAUCCGUCACCUGGAUAACAUUUCGCAGUUCACUUCAGACAUCCGCCAUAUUGACGGGUCCCGGAAUGAGGUGGCUGACGCCCGCUGCAGGCCCGCUAUUGCCCAUUUUUAGCUUUCUCCCAGGAUAGACCUCGCUGAGAUGGCCGUUGAACAGCGUCGUGUCGGUUCACCCUGUGAUGAGGAUGUUUCCGGACUCCAACUUCAGGAACUGCCACUGACAACUGGCAACGGCACCAUUUUAUGCGACAUAUCCACCCCAUCCCAUCACCCAUUUGUGCCACCAUCCCUCCGCCGUUAA